Messenger RNA from Condylura cristata (star-nosed mole), 1311 nucleotides. Its product is annotated as zinc finger protein 501-like. Gene Ontology annotation, cellular component: nucleus. The record is from RefSeq and is a predicted model, not a curated record. The transcript has 5 exons. The coding region runs from base 1 to 1311 and encodes 436 amino acids. NCBI's taxonomy places the organism in Eukaryota, Metazoa, Chordata, Mammalia, Eulipotyphla, Talpidae.
AUGGAAAGACUUAAGGAUGAUUUCUGGGACUCCAGAUUAAUAGAAAACUGGGCAUGUGAAGGCACAUUAGAAAAGCAGCAAGGAAGUCAGAAAGACAAUUUAAAUCAAAUCAUAGUUAAACACAAGAAAAAUUCUGUGGAGGAUUGUAAUGAAAUUGGAGAAAGUUCAAACUCAAUUAAACAUAAGAAAGUUUACUCAGUGAAAAAGCCUUGGCAGUGCAAUGAAUGUGGGAAGUCCUUCAGUUACUACUCAGCCUUUAUCCUACAUCGGAGAAUUCACACUGGAGAAAAGCCUUAUGUAUGUAAUGAAUGUGGAAAGGCCUUUAACCGAAACUCUUCACUUACUCAGCAUCUGAGAAUUCACACAGGAGAGAAACCCUAUGAGUGUAAUGAAUGUGGGAAAGCUUUCAGUUAUCGUUCAGCUCUAAUUCAGCAUCAUAUAAUUCACACUGGAGAAAAACCCUAUGAGUGCAAUGAAUGUGGCAAGGCCUUCAACCACAGGUCAGGCCUUACUCAACAUCAGAGAACUCAUACAGGGGAAAAGCCAUAUGAAUGUAGCGAAUGUGGGAAAGCUUUCAGUUACUGUUCUGCUCUUAUUCAACAUCAAGGGACCCAUACUGGGGAGAAACCUUAUAAAUGUAGUGAAUGUGGGAAGGCCUUCAGUGAUCGCUCAGCUCUUCUAAGACAUCAAAGGAUUCAUACUGGAGAGAAGCCUUACAAAUGCAAAGAAUGUGAGAAAGCCUUCAGCCAGAGCUCUUCUCUUACAAAGCAUCUGAGAACUCAUACUGGAGAGAAACCAUAUCAAUGCAAUGAUUGUGAAAAAGCCUUCAGCCAGAGUUCAUCUCUUAUUCAACACCAGAAAAUUCAUACAGAACUAAAACCCUGUAAACGCAAGAAAUGUAAGAAAACUUUCAAUGUCCAUUCAGCUCUUUAUCAACUUAAAGAAAUUCAUGAUGGAUCAAAUGCAGGCUUGAAAGACUCAGCAGACCACACUCUUGGAGCCUCUGCUGAUGUGGUUGGGUGUGACACCAUUUCUCUUAUGUUCCUCAUUGAUCUUGGUCACAGAGGCAAUCCCAUCUCCACCUGGAGGUACAGGGGAUUUCACUUUCCCAAACCAGAGGUGAUCUGCCUGCUGAAACAGUGGGAAGAGCCGUGGAUCCUGGACAUCCUGAGUCAGGUGUUUAGUAGUUGUUACCUCACUAUUCACCCCUCAUACCCUCUCAAGGUAACAGGUAUGAGCUUCAUCCUCAUUUUCCAGAUGAAGAAACUAAAGGUGUCUAUCACACAGAUUGAUGUUUGGGACUUCCAGUAG